AUGGCCUUUGCACCAGCCCGUGUGCGCACCACCUUCUCUUCCUCAAAAGGCCCGUCUGGGCUCCUCUCGCUUGCCCGCCAACGCUCGACUGUUGCUGACCGAGCGGAACGCGCUUCGUGCCAGCUCGAAGCCAAAAACCGUGUCAAGGAGUAUGCGCGUAGUAUCAGUCGCUCAGCCCCUGGAAAGGCAGCUACUGCUCCCAGUGUCCGACCGACACCGGCCCCCGCAUUUCAACAGAUCCCACAAAAUGAGCCUCAGCCAUUCAGCGCACCAAGGCCUACUCUCGAUCACUCGCUCGUGGGCAUGUCCGGAGGCCAGAUUUUCCAUGAGAUGAUGCUCAGACACAAUGUCAAGCACAUCUUUGGAUAUCCCGGUGGAGCUAUUCUCCCCGUCUUCGAUGCCAUCUAUAACUCCAAAUAUUUCGAAUUCGUUUUGCCCCGGCACGAACAAGGCGCUGGACACAUGGCAGAAGGUUAUGCCAAAGUCUCUGGCAAGCCCGGUGUCGUUCUCGUUACAUCCGGCCCUGGCGCAACCAAUGUUGUAACUCCUAUGCAAGAUGCCCUUAGCGAUGGGGUUCCUCUCGUUGUAUUUUGCGGUCAAGUCGCGACCUCGGCUAUUGGCUCGGAUGCCUUCCAGGAAGCCGACAUGGUUGGUAUUUCCCGAUCUUGCACCAAAUGGAACGUGAUGGUCAAGGACAUCGCCGAAUUGCCUCGACGCAUCAAUGAGGCAUUCAAAAUUGCUACCUCGGGUCGCCCUGGCCCGGUGCUCGUCGACCUACCCAAGGAUGUGACAGCAAGCAUUCUUCGCCAGCCUUUGCCAUUCAAGGCUACCACACCUGGCGUCAACCUUGGCCUUCCCGAAAACCCACUUAGCCCAGCGAUCGAUGACGUUGAUAUGGAGAACAUCAAACAUGCGGCCCAGUUGAUCAACCAGGCAAAACGACCCGUGAUUUACGCCGGCAACGGCGUCCUCAACUCUACCCGUGGCCCCGAACUUCUCGCUCGCCUCGCAAGCGAGGGCAACAUCCCGGUUACGACUACCCUUCAAGGUCUCGGUGCGUUCGAUGAACUUGAUGAACGUAGCUUGCAUAUGCUGGGUAUGCACGGAUCUGCAUAUGCCAACCUUGCGAUGCAAAACGCGGAUGUGAUCAUCGCACUUGGUGCUCGAUUCGAUGAUCGUGUGACGGGCAAGGUUGAUACCUUUGCACCAGCUGCCCGUGCCGCCGCUGCGCAAAAGCGAGGCGGAAUUAUCCACUUUGAGAUCCAGCCCAAGAAUAUCAACAAGGUUAUCGACGCAAGUAUCCCUAUUAUGGGUGAUGUCACAUACAAUCUCAGUGCCCUCGUUCCUCUCAUCAAGUCAUCACCUCGUGAAACCUGGUUCCAAGAAAUCAAGGGGUGGAAAGCCAAGUAUCCGUUCGUGUAUGAUAAGUCCGACCCGGGAAAGACGAGGAUGAAGCCUCAAGAGGUCAUCAAGGAAUUGGAUGCGCAAACGCAAGACAUCAAGCAUGAUCUUAUUCUCUCUACGGGCGUCGGGCAACACCAAAUGUGGGCAGCACAAUUCUUUAGGUGGAGAUCACCUCGGUCUAUGGUCACUUCCGGUGGACUCGGAACUAUGGGCUUCGGUCUGCCAGGUGCCAUUGGAGCCAAAGUUGCUGCGCCCAACAAAACCGUGGUUGACAUCGACGGAGACGCCUCGUUCAGUAUGACAGCAAUGGAGCUUGCGACCGCCGCACAGUUUGGUAUUGGUGUCAAGGUUCUGGUCUUAAAUAACGAAUACCAAGGAAUGGUCGAACAAUGGCAAGAUCUCUUCUACGACAAGAGAUACUCCCACACCCAGAUGAAGAACCCCGACUUUGUCAAACUCGCCCAGGCUAUGGGUGCCCACGCCAUCCGGUGCACAUCCACCGAUGAGCUCCCCGAAAAGAUGCGUGAGUUCUUGCAAUACGACAACAACAAACCUGUCCUUCUCGAAUGCGUUGUCAGCAAUCGCGAACUCGUCUUCCCCAUGGUCGUCGCGGGCAAGGCAUUGCAUGAGCAACUGUUGCAUCCCAAGCUGAGAGAGGUCGCAGAACAGUCAUGA
This is a messenger RNA of Rhizoctonia solani, 2079 nucleotides long. Its product is annotated as acetolactate synthase I/II/III large subunit. Gene Ontology annotation, cellular component: acetolactate synthase complex; mitochondrion. Gene Ontology annotation, molecular function: flavin adenine dinucleotide binding; magnesium ion binding; acetolactate synthase activity. The coding region runs from base 1 to 2079 and encodes 692 amino acids. Gene Ontology annotation, biological process: L-valine biosynthetic process. The transcript has 5 exons. The record is from RefSeq and is a predicted model, not a curated record. Lineage: Eukaryota; Fungi; Basidiomycota; Agaricomycetes; Cantharellales; Ceratobasidiaceae.